Messenger RNA from Saxophila tyrrhenica, 1131 nucleotides. RefSeq names its product mother-specific HO expression (gene SHE3). The record is from RefSeq and is a predicted model, not a curated record. The coding region runs from base 1 to 1131 and encodes 376 amino acids. Lineage: Eukaryota; Fungi; Ascomycota; Dothideomycetes; Mycosphaerellales; Extremaceae. The transcript is spliced from 2 exons.
AUGAAGUCGCGCAGCUCGAGUCCACAGACUUCUCCGCAGGUUGUGAGGAGAUACCGGGUCGACACCGCCUCGACGGCAGGAGUUACAGCCAGCCCCAGUCAUAGUCUACGGAAGACGAGUCUACGAAUAGAAGAACUACCGCAGCUCGCCAUGAAUGGCUUUCAACCUUCCAGCUCGCCUUCGAAUGGAAACACAUCCGUCUCGACCGCACCAGGACUGCUCAGCCCCCUUCCGAAUGGUUCACGAAGACUCAGCGGCGACAAUGCCAGCACCCCACGGUCAGACUCAGCACACGUAAACGGCCUCACACCAAGCCCGACACCUAACGGCACCUCAUCCCCCGGCCCAGAGAACUCCCCAGCAUGGAGCUCAGCAGUUGGCCACGCAACAACGUCGGGCAAAAGCGGACGCGUUAUCGAACGUUUGAUGACAGAGAACGACCGACUGAAGCGAGAAGUCAAUGAACAGCGCAUAAAAGGCCAGGAGCUGGAAAAGAGUCUACAGACCUACAAGCCCCAGAUCGAGGCGCUGAGGCAAGAGAACGACAACCUGAGCCACGCUAGGGACGUGGACUCCGGCUUGAUCACUCGACGAGAUCGUAAAAUUGAGGAGAUGAAGGCGGAGCUGGUGGUGGAGAGACAACGGCGGGAGAAGGCGGAGACGCUGGCGCGGCAACGGCAGCAGGAGAAGGACGAUCAUGAGGAGCAGAGCCGGAGGGACAUGCAGCAGAUGGUCGAGAGCACGAAGCACGCUACGCUGCACGCGGAGAUCUUGGAGACGAGCCAUCGUCAAUUAGCAGCGGAGUAUCGGGCGCGAGCGGCGGCUUGGAAGACGGAUCUUGGGCAGAUUACGGAUGCGAGGGAGCAGGAUCGGUUGAAGUUGGCGAGGUUGGAUGUGGUUAGUGAUCAGAUGCGGCAGGAGCUUGAGCGGGCGCGGAAACUCAAUGGGGAGAUUAUGGAGUUGUGGGAGGGGAUGAGGGGGGAGAAUGAGGCGCGGUUGCAGGGGAUGGAGGAUGAGACUAAGAAGGAGAACGAGAGAGUGCGGCAGUUGAGUGUGGAGAUGGAUCGGGUGGUCGGGGAGAUGAGGUGGGUUAUGGGGGUGAAGAGGGACGUCAAAGACGCGGAGGUGUGA